Molecule: messenger RNA, 2346 nt
Organism: Folsomia candida
Lineage: Eukaryota; Metazoa; Arthropoda; Collembola; Entomobryomorpha; Isotomidae
Exons: 7
Coding region: 127-2307 (726 amino acids)
Biological process (GO): sulfate assimilation
Molecular function (GO): adenylylsulfate kinase activity
Source: RefSeq, a predicted model, not a curated record
UGCCCUACAUAUUCCACACCAUCCAAGAAACAAUUGCCGGGUUCUCUUUUGUCUUUGUGUUUGAACAAAUGGUUCAAACAACUUUUUGUACUAUUAUUUGUAUUAUUAAAGAAAAUAAUACUUAAAAUGGAUCCAUCCACCCCCACCUCUAGUAAAAUGACCCAUGUUGGGUCACCAUCCCCCUCACCACCAAGUAAUAAGAGGAUAAAAUGGCAAAGUGAAAGUGAGUUAAAGAAUGGAUGUACGAUUCUUAUGACCGGUCCAGCGAAGUCAGGAAAGACCACCAUUUCUAAUUCCCUUACUAAAAUGCUCAAAUCCAACGGGAUUUUAGUGAAACAAAUAGAUGGAAAGUACUUGAGGGCCGGUCCCUGCAAAAAUCUGGAUUUUAACGAAGAGAAGGAUCGGUCGGAAUUUGUUCGUUUGGCUUCAGAACUUGCCAAAACAUUCACGGAAGAGGGAUUCGUGUCCAUCAUUUCCAUUGUGGCUCCAUUACAUGAGGACAGACAGAAAGCCAGGGAUUCUCAUGAGCAAGACGGACUGAAGUUUGUAGAUGUCUUUGUGGAUAGGUCAAGAGCGGAAUGUGAUGCAGAAACUGGCCUGAGAAGAAAUGUAAUAAACCCUAUUGAUGCGGACUACGAACCUCCCACAAAUCCAGAUGUUCAUCUCAAACGGAUUGGAAACAACGUGGAUGAAUUGACGAGACAACUUACUUCGAGAUUAGUUGGAUAUAAAAUUGUUCAACCGCUGUUCGCUCAACCUCAGUCGCCGUUUUCUCCAUCCAUUUCUUCACCCAGAUCAACAGUUCCUUCUCCCUUUACAGCAACACCUUCGCCCUCCUCAACGAUAUAUUCGUCUGAUUCGGAUUUGGGUGCUGGAGACUUGGACGAAGAAGGGGAUAGCGUCCCAAAAUUCAAACUACCAAGAAAGAGUGAUAUCCGAACAAUAUUCGACUAUGUAAAAAGUGUUCUUGUUCAAAGAGGUUUUGUUGGAAAGGAUGAAGAAAUUGACAAACAUCCAUUAUUUUUUGUGGAGGAAUGGACGACUCACUAUGAGACUCAUAAAGCAGGAAUGGAAAAAUUUUUCCCUGUCAAACUUCCUAUAUCAACUCGGAGCAGAUCAGUGACACCCACAACAACCCCAACCAAAGGUGCUAAGACUCCAACCAAAGGUGCGAAAACCCCUCAAAAACACGACGUUAAGAGCCCUGAAAAGAACGAGUGGGAAGGAUGCAUCCCUUUAUAUUGGGAUGGAUCAACGCUGUGUUACGGCGGUUUUCGAAAGGGCUUCCCUCACUUCCAAAAAUGCAAGCACUGUUGGUCUAAUUCACAAUCUCAGGGCAGUUUGUGUGGUAACCAUUCAACAACCCGAUUCAAACAUCUCGCCGUUCUGCAUGACGCUAAUGAGUGGACCACUUGUACUCAUGCUACGUUAUUUUAUCAAGGUGUACAUAAAAAAGUAUGGACGCCAGACCUGGUUAACAAAUCUGGUUGCAACAUAAUCCUCGUACAAAAAUACUUAUCUGAUCAUCCUAACGCACAAUUCACUCCUAUUUAUGAAAAAUCUUUUCUACUCUCCUCCCCGGAACGACUUACUGUCACGCAUUCUAUCACAUUGUCAAUUUCGCUCAUCACACUGUUCAGAAACAUGGAAAACAUCGAGUCUGACGCCCCCAUCAAACCACAUUCGUUCCUUCAUAAACAGUUGUACAUGGACAACGCUAAUUUGGCAGCGGUGGAAAAGAUUUUGGAAGGGAAUGGAGUGACUUUCACCGUGGGAAAUGAUGAUGAUGAUAGCAGUUCCUCGUUAAUCAACAAAGAUCGAUAUUGCUCAAAACUGCCUAGAAUCUAUUGUGGAGUUGAACCCAACAACAAAGUAAAUGUUGGAUUGAAAACGUCCAGGGUUGGGGAGGAGGAUCAUUCUGUUUACACCCAUAGUGACCAGUUCAAAUCAGGGCCCAUCUACCAAACCCCCCUGUUGGAUGAGCAGCUAGCGAUUGCAAACAACAUUGACACAUCCAAAUCUUUUAAGCAGUGGACGGAUCAGCAGAAGGAUGUGUUCGAUUUGGUGAAAAAAGAUUGCACAAGGAAGGAGGGAUUGGGUCAUGCAGCUCUUGUUCUUGCAGAAAUGAAGGGCCAAUCCUACAAUGGCAUCCUCAUUCAAAGGGACAAUAAGAAAUACGAGAAUGUACAUACUAUUGAAAGAGGGGACAGAGUUUUUGUACAGUCAGUUUUUAAGCUUUUAACAGGAAGAUCCCUUAUUGUUUCAGUCGAGCAUACCGAUAAUAUGAGUUUCAACGAUGAGAUAUAAAUAAAGGCAUUAUAUUCAUUUGCUUUCAUAUGCCACUCA